This is a messenger RNA of Acanthochromis polyacanthus (spiny chromis), 3104 nucleotides long. Its product is annotated as CTTNBP2 N-terminal-like protein. The transcript has 4 exons. The record is from RefSeq and is a predicted model, not a curated record. NCBI's taxonomy places the organism in Eukaryota, Metazoa, Chordata, Actinopteri, Pomacentridae. The coding region runs from base 320 to 1987 and encodes 555 amino acids.
GAGUGCGUGUGAGGAAAGAAAGAGGCUGACAGAAAGGCAGAAGAAGAGAGAGGCAUUUUCUAAGGAAUGAUGAUGAAUCGACAGAGGAAUGCGGUGCCAUGCAUGUUUGGGCAGGGGGCCGACUGGGGCUGCCGGACUGGGGUGUCUGAUGAGGAUUGCAUGGGGAGACAGAGACGCUUGUCCUGAAGGCACGUGGAACGAACUCUGUGGCAUGUGCCGACAUAAAUUGGAUUGCCAGCUGACCCUAAAUGCCUCCAGAACUCAAACCUACUAACCGUUAUGUAGCUAAUGAGACCACCCUUCAUGACAUUUCAAGGGGAUGAGGAGUGAGGCUCAACACAGAGAUGCUUUUGUCCAGGAGCGCUAUGGACAGUAUGACCUCAGCGAUCCAUUCCUGGCCCUGCAGCGGGACAACGAUAGCGUGGAGCGCCAGGACACACUCACCCAACCUCACACGCAUCUGCAAGGCCGGGCAGUGGGCCCAAACCCUCUGGCUGUGCUUAAACUGGUCAUGGCUCACUGCAAAAGGAUGCAGGAGAGGAUGAUGGGACAGCUAGCUGCUGCUGAGAGCAGACACAGGAGGAUGAUCGAUGAUCUGGAGAAGGAGAAACAACGACAUGCCCAGGACUCUGUGCAGCGGGCUGAUUUCACCUUUUUGCUCCAGACAGAAAGAGAUAAGCUGCUGCAACAGUUGGAGGUGGAGCGUGCAACAGUGCAGAGGUUAGAGAAGGAACAAGCACAAGUGGUGAGCAAAGUGGAGGAGUCGCUCUCGCAGCAGCAGCAGCUCUCCUCAACGCUGACGCUGGAGCUCCAGAAAGCCAGCACCCAGGCUCAGGAGGAGGCUCAGAAGGUCUCCCAGCUUCACACGUUGCUGCAAGAGGAGACCAGUGCCUUGGAGAAGCUCCAGGCAGUUCUUGAAAGCGAGAAGAGCAGGGCAGCUCAGCUAGAGGCCGAGUCUGAGCGGCAACUGACUGAGUUUGAUACAGAACGAGAGCAGAUGAAAGCCAGGCUCAGCAAAGAGGAGGAAAGGAGUAGGGAGCUUGAAAGACAGGUAGGGGAACUCAGGAAGAGGUUGGCUGAGACUGAAGGAUGUAAAGUAGAGGUAAAGGAGCCUGUAACAGAGGUGAAGGAGUCUAAGAUGAUGGUGGUGUCCACUUCUGUUCAGACUGAGCCGGAUGGAAAGGUGUCUGCCGCUCCUAAAUCCACCUCACUGCCAAAGGUCAAUGGGCAUCAUAAUCUAAAGGAGACAGAACCAACACAGGAAGGGAGAGGAGCAGAAAAUGGAGGAGUAGAAAAUGGUGGAGGAGCACUUUUGCAUUCGCCUCUUCACCCUCUUCCUCACCCUCAUCCUCACUCUCCCUCCAGCACAGCCUCCUCUUCCCUCUCCUCUUCCCCUAUUUCCUCCCCUGUCCUGGCAAAGCGUCUGGGCAGCCCAGGCUUCCAUCAGUCCUCCUACCAAGCUGGAGUGAACCAGCGGUUCCAGGCUGCCAGGCACAAGUUCCAAAGUCAGGCCGAGCUGGAACAGCAGCAGCACGGUGGCCCUCUUUCCCCCAGGGAUCUCUCCCCCACCACCUCCUCCAUCCCUCCCCCUCCAGAGCAUAGCACAGCCAAGCAGCUGGCCCGCAACACUGUCACCCAGGUGUUGUCCCGCUUUACAAGCCAGCAGGCCGGAGUCAAGCUGUCGCCAAUCAGCAGCUCACCGUUUGGUACAGACUACCGCAAUCUAGCAGCAUCUCCUCCAGGGUCGAGGUCGCCUUCUUCAGGCCCUCUGUCUCCAGGCAUCCGCUCACCCCUCACUCCUCGCUCAGAGAAGACCAAUCCUCCUCCAAUUCCUCCCAAGAGGCCAGGCAUGAGUCCAACUCCAGGCUCCCCAAGUCACUCUGCUCGGACCAGCCUCUUCCCAGAGCUGACGGGCAACUGUGGACAAAGCACCAGCGGACAAGAGGGAGCAAAGGAAUCCGACCUGGUUUUAUCCUCUAGUAGCUAACAACCAGCUCAUACAGACUAACUGCUAAACAAGUCAGGGCUAAAUCAGCAGUUACUGUAAUAUGUAUCUACGCUCGCCCUUGCAAACCCACUUCAUAGCACUCAAAAUCUAGACACUUCAAAGCUGCACUGGUUUAAACAGAUGCAGUUUGCUGCACCCCUACCUCCAUAGCACAAUCUGAGAAACAAUUGGAAAAGGCCUAUUAGAAAUGAAACACAGUAUCUUAUAGAUUAUUUUACUGGAUUUUAUGUUUUUUAUGUCUGUUUCUUUUGCUGAAUCAUUGUGAGUUUAAAAAUUUACAAUGAAAAAGUAUCUAUUAUUUUCUGUAACCCAUUUUGAAAAAAGGAACGUCAGUGGGAUUUCGUCGUACAGCACUGCGUUUCUUUUUUCUCUGACUCUAAAACUGCCAAUCCUGCUACAAUCAAAAACAAAACUGUAAAGCAUGUAGAAGGGCUAAAAUAUCUGGAUGUGGAGCAAAUGUGUAGCUACUGUAUCAUCAUUUUAUAAUAGGAAGUAGUUUUUAAAUGUUUUCACAACACAUUCUUAUGCAGUUUCUAUAGAGAUGUUCCACAAUAUUAUAUUGUAAAUAUGUUAAAGAAUUCAGUUAAUUCUUUAUGAAUGAACAUCACCUGCAUGUACUGUGUUUUUUCUACUAUACUUGAGUCUUGUCUGAGUCUUGUCUUGAAAAGGGAGAGCACACUUUGCACUGUAUUACUGUAUUUCUACAUUUCAGUUUUUUUUUUUUUAUUCAGGGAAGAUUGAUUUCUGCUUCAAACAAACCAAGAAGGACAAUAUGUCAUGCUUAUGUGACAACUCUUUCAGAUAUUAGAAGAUAAUGGACAUCUUGCUACUGUAAUUAUCAUAUAGUAUGUGUCAAAUUAUUUACAUAGGAUUGUCUUAUCCUAACAGUGAUACACAUCAGAUGAUUGUUUUAGGUUUUUACCGUUUUUAUGUCUGGUUUUGGCUUUAAAACCAAUAUUUUUCGCCAAUCUAUUUAUACCUGUAGAUGUAUGCACUGCUGUCUGUGAGGGUUUCUCGGCUGUCUCUAGUAAAUAAGCUUAUCAUGAACACCCGCAACAUUUAGCGCUUUUUUUAAAUAAACUGUCCCCAUUUUAAA